CACACCCUCUUUAAAAGCUGAGACUCCACACCUACUAAUCACUUUUGUUCCAGCAACCUGCUCAGUAGAGAAGCAAUUAGCCAAAAUGAUACCUGGAGGCUUAAGUGAAGUCAAAUCUGCCACUCCAGAAGUCCAGGAGAUUGCUGACAAGAUUAAAUCACAACUUGAAGAACAAACAAAUGAAUCUUACGAAGAAUUUGAAGCAGUAGAAUAUAAAACCCAAGUGGUUGCUGGAGUGAAUUACUACAUUAAGGUGCACGUUGGUGAGAAUCGUUAUAUUCACAUAAAAGCAUUCCGAAGUCUUCAACAAAAUGAGUCUCCAAGACUUCUUGGCUACCAGACUGACAAGAACAGGGAUGAUGAGCUGACAGGAUUUUAGUUCCAAAAGUGAUGUGAUUCCUUCCUCUGAUUAUUGCUGAUUAGUGAUGUCUGCUAAUAAAUGUGACUAUUAAAAAAAUA
Erinaceus europaeus (western European hedgehog) is the source of this 459-nucleotide messenger RNA. It is a transcript of the gene CSTA, whose product is annotated as cystatin A. The transcript has 3 exons. The coding region runs from base 86 to 379 and encodes 97 amino acids. Gene Ontology annotation, cellular component: cytosol. Lineage: Eukaryota; Metazoa; Chordata; Mammalia; Eulipotyphla; Erinaceidae. The record is from RefSeq and is a predicted model, not a curated record. Gene Ontology annotation, molecular function: cysteine-type endopeptidase inhibitor activity.